AAGCAUUAACUUUAUCCCCAAAAAAAGGGGUUUCCAAGUUCAACCCUCUUCAUUUCCGGGUUCCGCAUCGGAUCGAGCUAUCACAGUCGUGAUCAUCCGUACUUACCCGAAUCGAAGAUCCGAAUUAAUCUCGAUCGUGAAUUAGGAAAUCAAUUGUGUCAUCUGUGAAAUUGGCGGUGUUUUGAAAAUAAACGUCGACUAUGGGGGCUUUCUUAUCGAGGUUCUGGUUCAUGCUAUUUCCGGCCAAGGAGUACAAGAUCGUGGUGGUCGGACUGGACAACGCCGGAAAAACGACGACGCUUUACAAGUUGCACUUGGGAGAGGUGGUCACUACUCAUCCUACUGUUGGCAGUAAUGUUGAGGAGCUCGUUUACAAGAACAUUCGUUUUGAGGUCUGGGAUCUUGGUGGACAGGAUAGGCUUAGGACUUCAUGGGCAACAUACUACCGCGGAACUCAUGCUGUUAUUGUAGUUAUAGACAGCACUGACAGAGCCCGGAUCUCGACUAUGAAGGACGAACUGUUCAAGCUGCUCCCUCAUGAUGAUUUGCAAACUGCUGUUGUGCUCAUAUACGCGAACAAACAGGAUCUUAAAGAUGCCAUGACUCCUGCGGAGAUCACUGAUGCCCUCUCCCUUCACAGCAUUAAGAACCACGAUUGGCAUAUCCAGGCCUGCUCUGCCCUCACCGGCGAUGGUCUGUAUGAUGGUUUGGGAUGGAUUGCACAGCGAGUCACCGGGAAAGCUACAAGCUAGAAGAAGAAGUGUUCACUGCGAAAUGUUUCUGGUGUUUCAUGGUUGGUUUAAAGGCUUGAUGUAAAAUGCCAUUUGUGUAAUGAUACAAGCACUGAGAUUGAAUGUAUUCCUACACUCUUUUACUUUUGCAUCUUUUAUUUCACCACAAUCUGAUUGUGUAAAGCUGUGAUGACAACAAGGUUACUAAUGGAAGCACACUUUACAUUUGACUUGGUU
This is a messenger RNA of Ipomoea nil (Japanese morning glory), 968 nucleotides long. RefSeq names its product ADP-ribosylation factor-like protein 5. The coding region runs from base 201 to 752 and encodes 183 amino acids. Lineage: Eukaryota; Viridiplantae; Streptophyta; Magnoliopsida; Solanales; Convolvulaceae. Gene Ontology annotation, cellular component: cytoplasm; trans-Golgi network. Gene Ontology annotation, molecular function: GTPase activity; GTP binding. The record is from RefSeq and is a predicted model, not a curated record. The transcript has 2 exons. Gene Ontology annotation, biological process: intracellular protein transport; protein localization to Golgi membrane; vesicle-mediated transport.